AUGAGCUGCCAAGCAUUUGCUUCCUCAGACACCUUUGUGCCCUUGAGCUCUGACUCCUCUCCCUCUCUGCCUCUGAUAAUGCAUCACAGCGCAGCAGAGUGCCUGCAGGUCUCCAACCAUGCCACCAAUGUUGUGUCUACAGUCCCAUCUGUUUUCUCUUUGCUUCCAACCCGUGUGUGCUCGUGCAUUGGCUUUGCCACAACAACCCUGGGACACCUGGCAGGGCUGCACUACUCUGUGCCCUCCUGUCACUAUGGGAAUCAACCUUCCACCUACGGGGUGAUGGCAGGCAUCAAGCCUGCAACUCCAGAGAUGCUCUCAGCCAGUCUCUCCCAGACUCGCAUCCUACAGACAUGCAGCAUGCCACACCCCAACGUGGUAAAUGGUGUCAGCACCUUGCAAAGCGGCCUGGCCCCGUGCCUGUACAAAUUCCCGGAGCUGGGCGCCAGCUCCUGCGCCCUUGGCCACGGGUUCAGCGCCGUGCCCCAGCCCCUGCUCGCCGACGAUCCCGCCGCAGAGUUCAAGCAGGAGCUCCGCAGGAAGGGCAAACCCGCCGAGGAGCCCCUGGACAUGGACUGCCCCGAGAUCAGGGAGCUGGAGAAAUUCGCCAACGAGUUCAAGCUGCGCAGGAUCAAGCUGGGUUACACACAAACCAACGUUGGAGAAGCUCUGGCUGCCGUGCACGGCUCUGAGUUCAGCCAGACGACGAUUUGCCGCUUUGAGAACUUGCAGCUGAGCUUCAAGAACGCCUGCAAGCUGAAAUCCAUCCUGUCCAAGUGGCUGGAGGAAGCAGAACAAGUGGGAGCUUUGUACAAUGAAAAAGUUGGAGUGAAUGAACGGAAGAGGAAGCGCAGAACCACCAUAAGCAUUGCUGCCAAAGAAGCCCUGGAAAGGCACUUUGGAGAACAAAGUAAGCCAUCUUCUCAGGAAAUCAUGAGGAUGGCUGAGGGGCUCAAUCUUGAGAAAGAAGUCGUGAGAGUCUGGUUUUGCAACAGGAGACAAAGGGAAAAAAGAGUGAAGACCAGUUUACACCAGAAUGCCUUCAGUUCUAUUAUCAAGGAGCACCAUGAAUGCCGGUGAAGCUUUUCCACAUUCAGAUGUGGAUUUCUGUUUUGCUUUUUGUAAGUAUUGUAAAUUCUCUGUUGUUAAAAAAAAAAUAAAAUCAGUAAACCACUCAUUCCUCCUACAAGCACCAGCUUCACAUGUAGUGUUUGUGCAAGACCCAGUUUGAAUGUAAAAGUUUGGAAACUAAAUCCUGCAGUAUCUGUUUGAAGAGUUGGAGGUCUCUGCAAGGAGCCCAUCACACAUUGUUCAACUAGGGAGGCUUCUCAAAAAGCUUCCCUGUGCUGUGCCUUAUUUGCCUUUGUGGUAGGAGUUAAUGACUAAAUGUAUAUGUAUUCUACAUUCUGAAAGGUUGCAAGGCUUGGUGUCAGCAGCUGUAGCAUGGGAAGGAUUUAGCUGUCAUUAAUUAAGGCAAUUAAUUAAGAGGUAUCACACUCCUCCUACUGGAUGCUCUGUCUCAGCCCAACAUUGGACUGCCUUGAACUGCUGUCAAGUAGAAGUGGCUUGAUAAUGCUUGUUAUCAAAGGUAAUUCUUGCUAAUUUGUUAUGUGCCUCAAAGUUUGGUUUGGGUAGGCUUAGCUAUAAAAACAGGAAUACAGUUUAUCUGACCUUAAGACUUUGUAGCCUGAGGGGAAGAAAAAUAAUUAUCAAGGGUUUUAUUACAUUGGUCUUUCUCUGCAUUGUACUUCUGAUUAAAACCAUGUGUGGACAUACACCAGAGGUGGUGUGUUAAGCUAGGAAGAAUACAAAAGAAUUUAUUGCACUGCACAUUCCUCCUCUAUUACAUCCCACUAAUUGAAAAUAAUCCCUUAUUUGUCAUCCUCUGGCCUAGAGAUAAUCGAGGGGAAAAAAUUCCAGUGCCAGAGCUCCACCUAUGAGGCAGGCACUGAGAAAACUGAGUUAAUGACUGUAGUACUCACCAGGGAUAGAUUAUCCAGCCAAUCUCAUCAGCCCUGCUCAUUGUUAUGGGAAUUAGCCUAUUACCAUGUAAGUAUUUUGACUGUUUUCCCAGGACAGAAAUUAAGUGAGUACAUGCAAAUAGUACUGGCCAGCUACAUUUUAUUUUUCCAUAAAACAAACCUGAUGAUUUAGAAAAUGUCUAUAUAAUAGGCCUACAGAUAGCCAAAGGAGUUUAAUGUUCAAGACCACUUAGGAGCAGCAUGCACAAGUUAAGUGCUCACUCUCUAGUGUACAUUAAAUUAUCUCUGAUACUUAUUACAGUGACUAUAAGCAUAUUCAGAAAUGGAAAUCAGGCUCCUGGAUUUCUAAAAAAAUACAUUUUUAUGGACGAAUGCACCACUCUAAGCCCUUAACUGAGAAGAAAACUUCAAUUUAAUAACUCAGAGUUAAAUUGUGUACUCCCUUCAGGCUGCUCUCAUAAGUAGCAUAGCUUAUCCACCACAGCAAGGACCAAGAUUCAUGCUUUUAUCCACCACAGGUUAUCAGCAGGUCAUGAACUUCACAAAAAAUGUUCAGCUGAGAGGAUCAGCACUCAGCAAAGGUGCUGGCAUGCACUGCUGUAGCUUUCAUGUGAUGUGGUCAAAUGUUAUGUAUGUUGAAUUUACUAUCUGAUAUGUAAAAAUUUUAUUUAUAUUCUAAAUUAUUUUCUUAAUUAUAAAAGGCUUCCUAGAAGUGCUGUCAGCCUGUACUUCCCAACCUCCUCAUCCAAUAAAGUAUUCCUGUACAUUUGGCACUCCAGGCAAUGAUUUGUAGCUCUGUUUUGGUAGCACUUUACUCCUUUUAGCUGUGUGUCAUGCUGAAGUAUAUUUUAGAAUGCUUUACCAGUUUGUUCCAGAGCAGCCUCACUGUAACAUGGUGCUCUCUUGCCCCUCUAAAAGUCUCAUAAGUGAAAGCUAAUUGCAGCAACAGAGUAAAAUAAAAUGAAAGGUGACACAACAAAAUUAUCUUGCAAAGGAAUGACAAAAGGCCAACUGGAGGAAGCAGCCACCAUUUAAACACACCUACCUGCUACCACAGAAAUACAAACAAAUUAGUAUUAUUUAC
Oenanthe melanoleuca is the source of this 3066-nucleotide messenger RNA. It is a transcript of the gene POU1F1, whose product is annotated as POU class 1 homeobox 1. Gene Ontology annotation, biological process: regulation of transcription by RNA polymerase II. Gene Ontology annotation, molecular function: RNA polymerase II cis-regulatory region sequence-specific DNA binding; DNA-binding transcription factor activity, RNA polymerase II-specific. NCBI's taxonomy places the organism in Eukaryota, Metazoa, Chordata, Aves, Passeriformes, Muscicapidae. The record is from RefSeq and is a predicted model, not a curated record.